Molecule: messenger RNA, 5006 nt
Organism: Oryzias melastigma (Indian medaka)
Lineage: Eukaryota; Metazoa; Chordata; Actinopteri; Beloniformes; Adrianichthyidae
Product: contactin-associated protein-like 4
Source: RefSeq, a predicted model, not a curated record
UCCCUUUAGGAAUACAGAACUACUUAAGGAUCUCUCUAAGAGGGUCGGUGCUGUUUAUUAACCUGCCGGAGCCUCAUAAAACCCAUCCUCCUCUUUUUAUUCCCCCCUCCAUCACUUGACGGAGGACAGACAGUGUGAAUGCAUCCUUCCUCCCGACUGCUUCCACUCGCUGCUGCAGGCUCUGCUGCAGCGCAGCGCACCAGAGCGGAGCUGGAGAGGAGCAGAGGAGAGAAGCCAACAGCAGCGGAGAAGAGGAGGAGGAAGAGGGAGGACGCAGCAGAUACCCACCGACAGGCGGGACUACACUCUGCAGCAUCCCGUGGCUUCAAAAUGUCUCUGGGGAGUGGGAGACUCAUUGGGAUUAUUGCGCUCAUUGCCUCGCUCCUGCAUUGCUGCUGUGGGACAGAAGGAGAAGCAGAAGUUUGUGACAAGCCGCUGGUGUCCAGUCUGCCACCAUUGUCCUUCAGAAGCUCCUCUCAGCUGUCCAGCAGCCAUGGAGCAGCUUUUGCAAAAGUCAACAGAAGAGAAGGAGCAGGAGGAUGGUCUCCACAGUUCUCAGACAGACACCAGUGGUUGGAGGUGGAUCUGGGGAGGAGGACGCAAAUCACAGCUGUUGCCACGCAGGGUCGCUACGGCAGCUCUGAUUGGGUGACGGCUUACCUGUUGUUGUUCAGUGACACAGGACACAACUGGAUUCAGCACAGACAGGAAGACAGCUUAGGGGCUUUCCAAGGUAACAGUAAUGCGGACUUUGUUGUCCAGUAUAAGCUGGAGCAGCCGGUCAUUGCUCGUUAUCUUCGUUUGACACCACUGGAUUGGAACCCAACUGGAAGAAUUGGACUCAGAAUGGAAAUAUAUGGCUGUGAAUACACUUCUGAAGUGGUAAGCUUUGAUGGGAGCAGCAGCCUCAUCUAUAGACUGAAUCUCAGCCCAAGUAGGAUGUCAACGGAGGUCAUCUCUCUGAACUUUAAAACCCUGAAGAAUUCUGGGACUUUGCUCCAUGCAAAAGGAUCCAGAGAACACAGCCUGAAUCUGGUGCUGGAGAAAGGAAAGCUGCUUCUCUAUCACCAACAAGGCGUAAGCUCAUUCUCUGGUGGACAGCUCCUUGUUUCUCUGGGUAGUCUCCUUGAUGACCAGCACUGGCACCAUGUCGAGCUGGAGAAGCUCAAUGCUCACCUCAACAUCACAGUGGAUAAAAACACACAGCAGGUUCACCUACCAGCCGAGCUGAGCCACUGGUACAUUCACACGCUGAGUCUGGCAGGCGUCCUGAGCCACGGACUGCAGAAACCAAUCCUUCCCAACAGGAGCUUCCACGGCUGCCUGGAAAACCUGCUGUACAGUGAUCUCAACCUGAUAGACCUGGCCAGACAGGGCAGCCCACAGGCCACUGUGGUGGGGAACGUCACCUUCUCUUGCGCUGAACCAGUUUCAGUUUCUGUGACGUUCACUGACCCGCAAAGCUUCCUCCAGCUGCCAGGACUGGCAUCCUGGCCUUCAGAAGAGCUUUCUAUAAUGCUACAGCUCAGGACGUGGAACAAGGCUGGACUGUUGCUGAGUUUUGUUCUACCUCAUCAAGGAGGCUCGGUCUUCCUUUACCUUAGUGAUGCCAGACUUCGCCUUCAAAUUUCUAAAGCCAACAAGACACUGCUGGAGCUCAGUGCAGGCUCAGGAAUGAACGACGGUCAGUGGCACUCGGUGGAGCUGACCUCCAAACGAGACCAUCUGAGCAUCACUGUCGACAAAGACGAAGGAGCUACAGCUCAAACCAACAUCGCACUUCCUCUGACCUCCAACAGUCAGCUCUUCUUUGGAGGAUGUUCUGCUCAGGACAGCUACCCAGAAUGCACCAACCCCUUCAGAGUCUUUCAGGGGUGCAUGCGGUUUCUGACUCUGGACGGCCAUCCUGUUGACCUGAUUAAAGUGCAGCAGAGAGUGCUGGGAAACUACAGCCAUCUGGAGAUAGACACAUGUGGAAUCAUUGACAGCACCGUAUGAACGAUCUUGUGAGAUGUACAAACAUAAAGGAAACACUUCAGGACUCUACUACAUUGACGUGGACGGCAGUGGACCAAUCAAACCCCAGACUGUUUACUGUAACAUGACAGAGGACAAGACGUGGGUGGAGAUCCAGCACAAUAACACAGAGAUGACCAGAGUUCUGUUUUCCUCUGAGAAAAACCAACACUUUGCUCACUUCAACUACUCCUCUGCAGAAGAGCAGCUGGCAGCCAUCAUCAGUCAGUCAGAGCACUGUGAGCAGGAAUUAUCCUACCACUGCAGGAGGUCUCGUCUGCUCAGCUCCAUCGACGGUGCUCCUUUGAGCUGGUGGACGGGAGGUCCAGGUCCAGGUCGGGUCCAGACAUACUGGGGAGGAGCUCCGCCUGACAGCCAUCAGUGUGCAUGUGCUCUGCAGGGAAAGUGUCUGGAUCCAAGAUUCUCCUGCAACUGUGAUGCCGACCACGACCAAUGGACUGAUGACUCAGGCCUCAUCACCCAGAAAGAGCACCUCCCAGUCAGGUCACUGGUGCUGGGUGACGUUCAGCGGCCGGGGUCAGAGGGUGCCUACAGGGUGGGAAUCCUUCGUUGUCACGGAGACAAAAAUUUCUGGAAUGCUGCAUUUUUUGACAAGGAGACUUCAUAUCUUCAUUUUCCAACUUUUCACGGAGAGCUGAAUGUUGAUAUUUCCUUUCUUUUUAAAACCACAACCUCAUCUGGGGUCUUUCUGGAAAAUCUGGGCAUCAAGGACUUCAUACGAAUUGAACUUGCAUCUUCUACGGAGGUCGUCUUCUCUUUCGAUGUGGGGAAUGGACCCGUGGAGGUGCGGGUAAAGACGAGUCUCCCGCUGAACGACGACCGAUGGCACACUGUUCGGGCUGAGCGAAAUGUGAAGGAGGCAUCGCUGCGUGUCGACAAUAACCCCGUAGAGACACGGGAUGCUCCUGCUGACGGACUCAUCCAUCUGCAGCUAAACAGCCCCCUGUUUGUAGGGGGCACUGCAUCCAGACAAAGAGGCUUCCUGGGCUGCAUUCGCUCUCUGCAGUUGAACGGUGUCACCCUGGACCUGGAGGAGAGGGCAAAGAUCACCCCUGGAGUCCGGCCCGGUUGCCCCGGCCACUGCAGCAGCUAUGGCGCGCUCUGCCAGAACCGGGGUCGGUGUGUGGAACUCAACCGAGGGUUCUCCUGUGACUGCAGCCCGUCGGCCUACGCAGGAGCUUUCUGUCACAAAGAGGUUUCUGCCAACUUUAAGUCGACGACAUCCGUCACCUACAUCUUCAAGGAGCCCCGUGAGAUGCAGAAGAGAAAACCUGCCGUCCUGCCCCCGUCCCUGCAGUCGGAGACCACGCUGACGGGAGAAAACAUCUCCAUGAGCUUCAGGACCACUCAGAGUCCUGCUCUGCUGCUCUACGUCAGCUCUUUCUACAGAGAGUAUCUGAUACUCCUCAUCAAUAAACAUGAUAAUCUGGAGCUGUGGUACAAGCUGCACAGCCUCAGAGAUGCAGAGGUGUUGAACAGCAGAGUCACUAACUUGGCUGAUGGGAGUCGGCACACCGUGACCGUCAGGCGGGAGGCGACCAAGGUGUCUGUGCAGGUUGACCAAAACGCCGGAGAGGACUUCAACUUGACAUCUGACAUGGAAUUCAACAGCAUCAAAUCACUCACUCUGGGCAGGGUGCAGGAGUUUGAUGGAGGGGAUUCAGAGCUGGCCUCUCUCAGCUUCACGGGCUGUCUAUCAAGUGUUCGAUUUAACUCCAUCAGUCCCCUCAAAGCUGCUCUGCUCCAUCCUGACGGCCAUGUUGUUAUCACUGAACCAUUGGAACAAUCGAGUUGUGCCUCCUCCUCCUCCUCUCCGCCUGAUUCCCAUGCAGCAGAAACAACACAGUCUUUAUCAGACCUUCCUGGCUCAGUGGACCCAGGUCAGCGUUUGGUCAACGCCAUCAGGACGGAUUCAGCUCUGAUUGGAGGUGUGAUUGCAGUGGGUAUUUUCGCAACUGCGUCUGCUUUGGCGAUCAUGGUGAGAUUUCUCUGCAGCAGAAGAGAAACGUACCAGAACCGAGAGGUAAAGGCAGCACAGGGGGAAGACUGCCACGAGUUCCCGUUCAGCAGUCAAACAGACUCUCCAAGCAUUCCCAGCAAAAACCAGGAGUUUUUUAUUUAGUUGAAAGCUUGACUGACAGAUUUAUCCAAAUAUUUCUGAACAAAACAUAACUGCUGACUUCAAAUAUUUAUUAUUACUUUCAUUUUCUUUCUUUUUUUUUUGUAAAUAAUGUAGACUUUAAAUAAAAACCUGUCAGAUGUGUGUGACUACGAUCCAGAUUGGACAUUGAAGCAGGUUUUAUUUUUCAGGAUGUAAAUAUGAAAAAAUGUACAGUGAAUUGUCCUUUGCAAGAUUUUAAAAUCAAUUUAAUAUCUUGAAAAAAUAGAUAAAAGUCGAAAAUUAUAACUAAAUAUUUAGACAUUUGGAUUGAUUGUAAAAAAAUAAAAUUAAAAAUAAAUUUCUUGAAGUAAAAUGUGUAAAAUGUAAGAUUUCAUAGCCAUAUGAGAACAGAAUGGAAACAACUUGAGUAUCAACACAGCUUCACAGUCAUAAAUUCAUGAUUUUUUUUUUCCUCCAAAGGCAAUUGCAACACCUGCUGAAGGCUAUGUAUAAAUACUAAAUGGCAAUUUCUCUCAGACUACAUCUGCCCUUUCUUACCAGGCUUGUCAGAUAACUUGUAAUGCUACACCAUGUUCUUUUUCCUCUGUAUUUUACAUAUUGUAAUGAAAAUAAAAUGAUUUACACUGAGUCAUUCUUUUUUUUGCUCAAGGACUGAUCUGUCUCUAUGUAGUUUGAUAAAUUCAAACUCUGAAAACUUUCAAUUGUGGGAAAUAUGUUGAUAAGAGCUGUAACAAAAUCAUUCUAAAACACUUUUCCACAUGUUUUUUUCUCAUUUUCUUCAUCUUCAUGUAAUUGUUUUAUUGUAAACUCUUUAACACCGGACCUUUAGCUCCAGCACUGACAUUCU